GAGUUGUCACAAGAUUCUUGUAUGACUUUGUUUGCAUUUCAUGCUCUUGGAGUGAGAAAUUUUGAUCAUCAUCCAAAUCUUAAAGUAUUAGGUAUGAAAAUAGUGGAAAAAUGCCGAGGGUUACCAUUAGCCGUGAAGACUUUGGCUGGGUUGUUGAGCUUUAAAGUUAGUCCCCAUGAAUGGCAAGCUAUAUUGGAUAGCAAAAUUUGGGAUCUACCAAAAGAAAGUAAUGAUAUCCUUCCGGCCUUGAAACUUAGCUACCUCCAUCUCCCUUCAAAUUUGAGGAGAUGUUUCGCUUACUGCGCUAUAUUUCCCAAGGAUUAUGAAAUUGAACGGGAUGAGUUGAUUCACUAUUGGAUUGCAGAGGGCUUGUUGGAGGGAAAAGAAGGAAAGAACUAUUGGAAUGUAGGUUUGAAAGUUUUUGACGAGCUAGUAUCUAGAUCGUUACUUCAAAAGUUGAGUAGCAACGAAUCACGAUUCUUGAUGCAUGAUCUUGUGAAUGACCUGGCAAAGCUAGUUGCCGGUGCAACUUGUUUUAGCUUUGAGGAGUUUGAUUAUGACGAUCAUCAAAAUAAUGCAUUUUUAGCUCGUUAUGCCUCAUUCAUUUGCCAUCGUCAAAUUGUCGCAGAAAUAUUCAAGAUAUAUCAUGGAAUGAAGGGACUUAGGAGCUUCAUAUCGUUAAGAAAGCAACCUACUUAUUUAUCUGAGAAAGUGUUAGGUGACUUGUUAUCCGAAUUGAAGUACUUGAGGGUGCUUUCAUUACGUCACUGUCGCAUCAGAGAGGUACCGGAUUGCAUUGGCAAACUGAGGCACUUGAGGUGCCUCAAUUUGUCAUAUACUGACAUUGAAACCCUUCCAAAGUCAAUUGUUGCAUUGUACUACCUAGAAGCCUUGAUGUUACGAGGAUGUCAAAACCUUACUAAAUUACCAGAAGGUGUGGAGAAGCUAAUCAAUUUAAAAUUUCUCGACUUUACCGACACUCCGAGCCUAAAAGCGAUGCCGCAAUAUAUAGGUAAUUUGGUGGGUCUUGAGAUGCUAUCCAAAUUUGUAGUGGGAAUGGAAGCAGGGUCAAGGUUGAAGGAGUUAGAAAGCCUAAAGAACCUUGGAGGGGAAUUGUGCAUCUCAAAUUUGCAUAAGGUACGAGAAGUCGGAGAUGCCAUGGAUGCCAAUUUAUGCAUGAAGGAGGGAAUAUGCCAGUUGACCAUGCAAUGGUGCAAAGAUUUUGGAAAUUUCCGAAAUGAAGAGCUUGAAGCAAAAGUCCUUGACUUUCUUCGCCCUCACCCAAACCUUGAAAAUCUCGCAAUAUCCUACUAUGGUGGCCUAGAAUUCUCAUCAUGGUUAGGAAGUCCCUCAUAUAUUAAUAUGGUGCAUUUACGUUUACAUGGGUGUUGUCGGGCCAAAGCAUUAGCCUCACUGGGACAAUUAUCUUCUUUGAAAGAAUUGUACAUCGAAAGUCUAAAUGCAAUACGCAUGGUAGGGUUUGAAUUUUAUGGAACUAAAAAUCCUUUUCCAUCCUUAAUGACUUUGGAAUUCAAGGACAUGCCAUUGUGGGAGGACUGGUCUCAUUGCGUUAGCAAUGAAGAAUUAGGAGUUAUAUUCCCUUGUCUUGAGUAUUUGGUCGUUCGGGAUUGUCCUAUGUUGAUUGGAAGAUUGCCUAGUCAACUAAGCUCCCUCCGAAAGCUGGAAAUCAACUCCUGUCCUCGUAUGGAUGCCUCAUCCUUUAUCUAUAGCCUUCCAUCCCUCAAUGAAUUAAACUUUAGAGGUUGUAAUGAGGGAGUGUUGAAGAGUUUGGUAAACUUGACAUCUCUAACUGCUCUUGUCCUACAAGAUGUUAGUGAAUUAACUUGUUUAAAUUAUGAGUUUACAAGCUCCUUGGUGAAGCUGGAGAAGUUGGAGAUGGAAAGUUGUAAAAAUUUGAUAUACUUGUGGCAAGAGAGAGAUGUAAUUCAAAAUCUCGCUUGUCUAAAGAGCUUAGUUAUCAAAAGUUGUCCUGAAUUGAUAUCAUUUUCAGCUGGAGAAGGAGAUAUAGAGUUGUGUAGCAAGUUGGAGACUAUGGACUUGCGGAAUUGCAUCAAUUUGGAGAAGCACCCAAGCAAGAUUUAUACCCUCUCCUCUCUUCAAGACUUGACCAUCAAGGAGUGUCCAAAACUUGUGUCCUUCCUUGAAAUAGGUAUGUUGGCAUCAGUGAUAUCAUUAAAUAUCCGAGAUUGCAAGAUGUUGCUAUCUUUAUUUGGAGGAUCAAGUGUUCAUAUGGAUGAACCAAGCAGCAAUAACCACAGUGACAUGACGUUUCAUUUGCAAAAUUCAAAUAUCUACGAAUGCACUUCUCCGUCGGCCUCUCCAUUCAGCGAGAAUAGAUUUGUACCUGCGACCCUCACGACACUUGAAAUUGAGUCGUGUGGGGGAGUAGAGUCGCUCGCGGAGAUACUUGUGGGCCGUCUUCAGUCGCUUAAAAAGAUUAGAAUUAAAUCUUGUACAAAUUUGAGAAGCUUACCACAGGGGCUGCACACAUUGUCCCAUCUCACUUUCUUGUUAUUGGGGGAGUGUCCUGCACUAGAGCUGGAGUGCUUCCCUCCUCUUCCUCCCGGCAUCUCGACGUUUGAGCUUGAGGAUUGUCCGAAGAUAAAAUCGUUACCUAAUCAAUUGCAUCGACUCACGAGUCUCCGACAUCUGGAUAUUAAUGGGUGUGAGAGUAUUACGCGCUUCCCCGAUGGAGGAUUGCCACCCCAGUUAGAGGUGCUUGAGGUAUUUGGAUGCGAGAAUAUGAAGCAGCCGAUGAAGGAGUGGCUUACCUCCCUCACCUCCCUUCUAGUUCUAGCGAUCGACGGCAGCGUGGGAGGAGUGGGAGAGGAGGAGGAUCUUGUGCUUCCGCUCCCUUCCUCCUCUCUGUCCCAGCUCUAUAUCUUUGGCAUGAAGAACGUGGAAAGAAUGUCCACCAGUCUCCCUCCCUCUCUCCAGACCUUAUUUAUCUUGGGUUGCCCAAAGCUGAGGGAGUUGCCCCAGGAUGGCCUCCUUCCCUCCCUAGUCAACUCCGGAUCUCGGGAUGUGAGAUUCUGGAGGAGCGAUGCAGGAAAGGGACCGGCCACUAUUGGCCCCUCAUCCGCGAAAUCCCAGAAGUUAUAUUGGGUGAUGACGACUCCAAGUCAAUUACUUGAGAAAAGGGAUUCGGACUCUUGAAUAUUCAACAUGGAAGAGAUUAGGGUAUUUUUAAUAUCUGAGCCUUGGCCCUCGGAGACUCAGGCGGGGGCCUACCAGCCUAUUGACGACGAGACGGCAAUCAUCAUGGGUCAACCCUGCCGAAAGAUGAUAUUCUCCUACGGCAAGCGUGAGUGGUCUAGGCAGCGGUUUUGGAUGACUGAAAUUGCUGAGAGUCAAAUCUCUUGCUGAAAAAUCUUCCAAGCUAAAGCAAGUGAGUUGCAAAGAUUAUGAACCAGUAGCAGAAAAUGUACCUCUUGAUGUGCAUGAUCUCUCUCUUUAUAAAUUGGACCUACUGGGGAAACACAAGGAAGCAGCUAUCCUUGGACGUGGAGGAAAGGAUUCAGGUGCUUACCAAUCCAAAGCUGCCAAAGAUGCUGCAGUAAGGACGGACAUGGAAGAUAUGGAUUGUUCAGUACACCAAAAGGAACCCAAUAAACAUGGCAUAUCUACCACCAGAGCAGUUGAAACAGAGCAUUUAGUUCAUAGUUCUAAUGCAGAUUUCAGAGGAUGGGGCAGGGGGGUGUCCAUGGAUGACUUUAGAUCUGACUCAAAAGAUCUAAGUUUGCAUAGGAAAGUUUCCUCCAAUAGUGACUUCCAUAGUCGAAAGUCCUUUGAAGAUUUGGGUUGUAGUGACUAUAUGAUUGAAUCUUUGUGGAAGCAGCAUUUUCUGCGCCCCACAUAUUCAGGCGAUUGCAUUCAAACCUGUAAUUGAGGGAAACACUUGUAAUAUAGCUGAUCAGAGUGGUUCGGGAAAAACGCUAGCUUAUCUUGCACUAGUAGUCUAACAUCUCAGGCAAGAAGAGCUGAAGGACUUAGCAAAUCAUUCUCACGAAGCCCUCGAGUUGUCAUUUUGGUGCCAGCUGUUGAGUUAGCUUCACAGGUUGGCAGUUGGUUUUGAGUAACUGCCAAUCCAUAUCGAAGUUUGGGGCUCCAUUCUGGUCUAUGGUUGCCAUGGGUGGUCUCAGGAGAAAAACUCAGCCGGAAAAUAUAGAAGGCCUUGAUGCCUAGUAGCCACACCUGGUCACUUUAUUUUUCUCAUUAAAGAGGGCUUUUUGGAGUUGAAAGAUCUUGGAUGCGUGAUUUUGGAUGAGGUGGAUAUUCUCUGCAAUGAUGAGGAGUUUGAAGCAGCAUUUCAAAGCAUAAUCAAUUCUUCACUUGUCACCACACGGUAUAUAUAUAUAGCAAAAGAGUUGAAAUUCUUCCCGACUGUGAAGUGAUCAUGGGACCUGGCAUUCAUCGGACAUGCCCUCACCUCGAAGAGAGGUAUUGUACGAACUAAUUUAGGCUGCCUAUACUGGAGAAGGAUUGUUUUCGCAACAGUAUCCUAGAUGGGCUGAGAGCUUUCUCAUUUGGGUUGAACAGUAAUCUUCUGUUAUGUGAAAUUGCUUUGUCCUUCCCCCUUGAUGAAUAUGUUGCAUAAAUUUGCUGUGGUAGCUAACCAGUGCCAUUCCUCCUAUUUUCCUGUCAAAAAGAAAACUAAUGGAAUACCACUGUAAUAGAGGAGAAUUUGACAGUUACAUGUCAUGUCCAAUUUCUCAUAGAUUGUAGUGGAGAGGAAGACGGUGAAAGGACUUCAGAUACUACAUUCCUGAAUAAGAAGUUUGCUCUUAUUCAGCUUGCAGAAGAAAGCCAGUAACCAAAACAAUUGUUUCCCGUAACAAGAUUGAGACAUGUUGGAAAGUUGAAAAUGCAUUGAAGGAAUUUACAGAAAAGGCACUCAUAUACAAGUUCUACCUUUUCAUGCUGCUGUUUCAGAAGAGUCACUACAGGGAAAUAUGAAAGAGUUUUCUGCGUCUCCAUCUAAAGAUGUCUCCUUGUUUUUGGUUUGCACCGACAGGGUGUCACAAGAAGUCGGCUUUACCAGAGUGGAUCAUGUUAUUCUCCUCAACUUCCAGUGCGACCUGAGCGAAUAUGUCCGCCGUGUUGGAAGAACAGCAAGAGGUUCUAGAGUCUUGGCAGCUGGGAAGCAUUCCCUGGCAAGAAGGAUAAUGGUGAGAAACCGGAAAGGCCAUCCCUUGCAUGAUUUGCCCUCUGCUUAUGAGCUGAUGAGUUGAGACGUUCAUGCACCAAGCGGGAUUGAGUUCAUGCUUGGAGUGACAGGAAUAGAUCCAAUCAGUCCAUUCUUUUUUCCUGCAUGUUACAGAGGAAUGGCGUGGCAAGUAGUGAAAAUAAAGGGGGAUCACUGUUUGGUGAGAUUCUGGUUCUUCCAUUGCGCAUCUCCAUGUUGACGGGGAUCCGAGAAGAGUUAAUGCAAUGAAGAGUUUUUGAUAUCAAGGUUCGAAACAUAUAUACUUCGGUCUUUGUUCUGUUCAUCGUCGAGGAACAUCGAUGCUCUUGCUGAUUGAGACGACUUAAGAAGUCUCCGAGCCUGUAUUAUCUGUAAGUUGCACUUUGUUGAUAAUGAAUAUGCAAUGAUAGGGAAGUACGGGACUGUAUCCCCUGCUGUACACCAUGAAUAUAUUAAAUGACCUGCUGUCACAACUCA
Messenger RNA from Eucalyptus grandis, 5683 nucleotides. Its product is annotated as putative disease resistance RPP13-like protein 1. The record is from RefSeq and is a predicted model, not a curated record. NCBI's taxonomy places the organism in Eukaryota, Viridiplantae, Streptophyta, Magnoliopsida, Myrtales, Myrtaceae. The transcript is spliced from 8 exons. Bases 22 to 3177 code for a protein of 1051 amino acids. Gene Ontology annotation, molecular function: ADP binding.